AUGCAACUUGCUCGUAUCAUAUUUCAGCGUGGGUUUUUGCGUACAUUUGGAACAGUUGCCAAGAAAGAGUUUAUCAAUAUGAGUACGCAGGUGGAAUUGAAGAGAGUUGCGACUCAGGACAUACAGCCGGUAAAACCCAAACAGAGUAAGAAGAGUAAAAUUAGGAAGUAUAAGCCAAAGCCAUUGGACCCAACUAGUGCUCUUGGUGUCUUACAGUUUGAAAUUGAUGAAAUUUUGAAGGAAUUUAGUUUAGCCAGGGAUGCGAUCUUAAAUGAUGUGGGAUGUAUUUUGAAUGAAGAGCGCGAUGGUCCAAUGCACAGGCUAUACCAUAGGGAAGUUAACUCAGUAGAGGUUUUGAAAAUGGGAGCCAACGGUGAGGGGCUUGCAUUGAUUCCAAACCCAGUAGAUUUAGACAAGAAACAAAUCGCGUUAAUUCCGUUUGCAUUGCCAGGGGAUGUUGUCAGGAUUAAGACUUUCAAGACUCAUCCACAUUAUGUCGAAUGUGACCUUCUUGAAGUGAUCAAGCCUAGCAGUAAGAGAAAUAAUGAUUUGAUUCAAUGCAGGUACUUCGGUAAAUGCUCUGGUUGUCAAUUACAAUAUCUCACCUACGAGGACCAACUAGCGUUCAAGAAGAGAACUGUCAUGAACGCAUACAAGUUUUUCGCUCCCAGAUUGAUGGAAGAUAAGUUGGUGCCUGAAAUUGGUGAAACUAUGCGCUCACCUUUAGAGAUUGGGUACAGAACAAAGUUAACCCCUCAUUUUGAUCUACCUAAAAGAAUGAAGGGAAAUGGUGAAAGACCUGCUCUUGGAUUUGGCCAUAAAGGUAGACCACAGUGGAGAGGAAAUGCCGAUGGAGGAUCUGGACCAAUGUUAGAUAUUGAAGAAUGUAUCAUUGGUACCAAGAUCAUAAACCAAGGUAUGACUAAUGAGAGAGCAAGAUUCGAAAGGGAAUUCACGAAGUACAAUAAAGGGGCUACGAUUUUGUUAAGAGAACAUACGAAGGUCAUCGAUCCAGAAAUUCCCGUCGCAGAACAAUUAGAUGACGGAUCAGAAGAUAUUGAAGGUAAAAUCUCAUAUUUGCAGAUUAACGAUGAAGAAAAUGAUAAGUCUUUGGUUAAGACCUGUGUAACUAAUACAAGACAAAUUGUGACAGAGUAUAUCAAUGGUUACACGUUCCAGUUCAGUGCCGGUGAGUUCUUCCAAAAUAAUAAUUCAAUUCUUCCAAGUGUAACUGCUUAUGUUCGUAAGAACUUACAGAUUGAAGGAUCAAAACCUGAAGAUCCUCAUUAUUUGGUCGAUGCAUACUGUGGUUCCGGGUUAUUUAGUAUCACGUCUUCAAAAGGUGUUGAUAGAGUGAUCGGUGUUGAAGUCAGUGCUGACAGUGUUGCAUUCGCUGAGCGUAACGCUAAGGCAAACGGUGUCGAGAAUUGUAAGUUUAUUGUGGGUAAAGCAGAGAAAAUCUUUGGAUCAAUUGAUACACCAUGUGAUAGAACCAGUGUGAUUUUAGAUCCACCAAGGAAAGGUUGUGACGAUAUUUUUAUGAAGCAAUUAGCUGAGUACAAUCCGGCUAGAAUUGUUUACAUUUCCUGUAACGUCCAUUCCCAAGCCAGAGAUGUCGAAUACUUUUUGAAAGAGACCGAAAAUGGUAAGCAUUAUAAGAUUGAAAGUUUAAGAGGUUUUGAUUUCUUCCCUCAAACUCACCAUGUUGAAUCGGUUUGUGUACUCAGCAGAUCUUAA
Molecule: messenger RNA, 1737 nt
Organism: Kluyveromyces lactis
Lineage: Eukaryota; Fungi; Ascomycota; Saccharomycetes; Saccharomycetales; Saccharomycetaceae
Gene: TRM2
Product: tRNA (uracil(54)-C(5))-methyltransferase
Exons: 1
Coding region: 1-1737 (578 amino acids)
Biological process (GO): tRNA processing
Molecular function (GO): tRNA (uracil(54)-C5)-methyltransferase activity, S-adenosyl methionine-dependent
Source: RefSeq, a predicted model, not a curated record